Mobula hypostoma (lesser devil ray) is the source of this 6916-nucleotide messenger RNA. Its product is annotated as arf-GAP with GTPase, ANK repeat and PH domain-containing protein 3-like. The record is from RefSeq and is a predicted model, not a curated record. Lineage: Eukaryota; Metazoa; Chordata; Chondrichthyes; Myliobatiformes; Myliobatidae. The transcript has 17 exons. Gene Ontology annotation, biological process: activation of GTPase activity. Gene Ontology annotation, cellular component: nucleus. Gene Ontology annotation, molecular function: GTPase activity; GTPase activator activity; GTP binding. Bases 613 to 3867 code for a protein of 1084 amino acids.
UGCAGGAGCAGUGUGUGAGAGAGUAUUUCUGAACUAAUUACGUCCAGGUCUGAGGCAGAAGGAGCUGACAUGUCACAGUUCUCAGUGCAAGUUACAACAAGAAGCUUUCAGCCGCAGGCUCGUAGCAGCAUUGCGGGCUGCAGCACUGAGGAAAGAAACUUCAGUGCAGGGCCCUGAGUCCUUCGCUGUUGAGACGAGCUGAGCUGGCCACUGCAUGCUGUAAGGUGUGAGACCCAUCCUGGCAGACCUGCGUUCUGGUAGCUGCUGUUCAAUAAGAGCUUGCUGACCCUCCCCGUGUGGAUUGUUAUUAAAGCUGGUUGGCUGCCGAUUCUGAGGUGACUCAAGCAGAGAAGAAUGUUCUCCUUCAAGCGAGAAGACAGCAGCACCCAGCGACUCUGCUGAGAGUAGAAGAUGCUGGUGCUGCUUGACGGGCCCCGAAUGUGGCAGCUCCUGACGGGCAGAGGCCGGUGGGCAGAAGGCUGCUACGGAGCGUGGUGGGGAUCACAGGGGGGAAGUGUGCGAGGUCCACUGAUGUGAGGCUGAGCCGAUUGUGUGGUCCUGCCUCUGAGGACAGAGCUGGAGGUGCAGGGCUGUUCACCGGGGCACGGCAGGAUGUUGCAAGCGCAGUGCAAGCUCACUGCAAACAAGUGUGCCUGCUGCCACCCAGCUGGUGAACAGGCUGAGCCUGCAGUGACUGAACAGGUAAAUAUUACCGGGGCUGUACAGGUUAAACUGAAGAGACUGACUGAGGGCCAGGCGGCUUGUAUCCGGAAGGAGGCCGACCCCUGUGACGCGGUCGGGUUCUCCAGGAAACUAAUGGUGGCUUCCCUGCCGGGAUCUUUCAGCAACAGACCAAGACGUCCCAGGAGCAUCUGUGUCCCGGGGGACAGGAUCGGAUUACAGCUAGAGCUGGAAUCAGCAGGGCUAAACGGAGCAAGAGGGAUCGAUCUCGAGUCACAGUCUGAAAGGGAGCUUUCGCCGCAGGAUGGUGAAGCAGCAGUAUCCGUACGUACUGGCAGGAAGGAGUUACAUAGACCUCUCAGUAUGAGUUUCCUUGAGACAUACAAAACCUCUUCACCAGGUGAGGUCAAGUCUGUGGCUGCUGUUGAAACUCCGCAGACCCGCACGGUCACCAGGUCUGACAGUGGCCGUUUCCUGCGAACAGGCUAUCGAUGGUCCAGUCAGCGACGGGCAUGCUCAUCUACGAAAAUUGGAGUUGCAAAAGAGACAGCAACAGAUCUCAAGACCCAAAACUCCAAGGUAUUAUUCAAAUCACUGAGGAGAAGCUUGAGUUUCCGGCUGAAGAGGGUGCCCGAGACAAAGGAGCCCGAGGGCAGCAGGGUCAGAACACAGAGUGUUGGAGACUCUUUUCCACAAAGACCACAGCCCCAUGCCCGUGAGUCACAAAAGCAAGAGGAAAGUAAAAAUUGGCCGGGGCAGCCACCACCUUUACCCAGCAGAGGGAAUUCUGCAUGUUCCCCAAAAGCAAACAAUGAGCAAAGCAGCUGGUGGAAGAUCCUGACUGCCCACUUUCGCAAAAAGCACUUUUUUGGCACCAAAGAACCACAGAAAACUGAUCAAUUACAAUCAGAGAGACGGAACAAUGGCUGGACUUCCUUAACUGAGGGACAGAAUGUGGCCCAGUGUAGGAGUAGUGAGCCUCUCGCCAUUGUUGGAGCGAGGGUCAGAGGUGAAGUGCCAUCAGUGGAAGAUUCAUUUGUGAACAGUCAGGAGUGGACGCUGAGCCGGUCUGUCCCAGAACUGAAAGUGGGAAUUGUAGGGAACCUGUCAAGUGGAAAAUCUGCUCUAGUUCACCGAUAUUUGACUGGAACCUAUGUGCAGGAGGAGUCACCUGAAGGUGGUCGGUUUAAGAAAGAGAUUGUGGUUGAUGGACAGAGCUACCUUCUGCUGAUUCGGGAUGAAGGGGGUCCUCCUGAGGUGCAGUUUGCAGCGUGGGUGGAUGCCGUCAUCUUUGUCUUCAGUCUGGAGGAUGAAAUCAGCUUUCAGACAGUUUACAAUUAUUACAUGCGACUCUCUACCUACCGGAAUACAGCUGAGAUUCCGAUGGUGCUCGUGGGUACACAAGAUGCAAUCAGUGCCACAAACCCUCGGGUCAUUGAUGAUGCCCGUGCACGAAAGCUGUCCAAUGACUUGAAGCGGUGCACAUACUACGAGACGUGUGCUACCUAUGGACUGAAUGUGGAACGAGUUUUCCAGGAUGUGGCUCAGAAGAUUGUAGCAUUACGGAAGAAGCAGCAGUUAUCGAUCGGACCUUGCAAGUCACUGCCAAACUCCCCCAGUCAUUCCUCUGUUCCCAAUGCCUCUAUCCCGUCUGUGCACAUCAACCAGGCUGCUAAUGGAGGAGUCUUCAGUGAUUACUCCUCAUCAGUCCCAUCCACGCCAAGUAUGAGCCAGAAGGAACUGCGAAUUGAGCCAAUCGCCGCCUCCAGUACUCCCACCCCCAUCCGCAAGCAGUCCAAACGUCGCUCAAACAUAUUUACAUCUCGCAAAGGCACUGACACAGACAAGGACAAGAAGAGCCUCGAUGGUAAAACAGACAAUAUUGGAAGUGGACGAGCAAUCCCCAUCAAACAGGGAAUUCUGCUGAAGCGGAGCGGAAAGUCACUCAACAAAGAGUGGAAGAAGAAGUAUGUCACACUCUGCGACAAUGGUGUGUUGACCUACCAUCCCAGUUUACAUGAUUACAUGCAGAAUGUCCACGGUAAGGAGAUCGACCUCCUGCGCACAACGGUCAAAGUCCCGGGGAAACGGCUCCCACGAGCCUCAGCUGGGAACGUUCCUGGAGCCAGCCCCAAGACCAACGGCCUCACCAAGGACAGGAGCAAUCUGCAGCUGGCAGCUAGUCAAGAUGUGGAAGAAAGCUACGAGUUCGUCAUUGUCUCGCUGACUGGGCAGACGUGGCACUUUGAGGCCUCAAGUUCUGAAGAGAGGGAAUCGUGGGUCCUGGCCAUCGAGAGUCAGAUCUUCGCCAGUCUCCAGUCUUGUGAAAGCAGCAAAAAUAAGUUUCAAAAUAACAAAAAAGGAGAAGAGCCCAAAGCAGAAGUUUGGGCACCCUGCAUGUCUCGACUGGGGAGCCAGAGUGAUGCCGUAGCCAUCCAGUCCAUCCGGAACGUGCGAGGAAACAGCUUCUGCGUUGACUGCGAUGCACCCAAUCCUGACUGGGCGAGUCUGAACCUCGGAGCCUUGAUCUGCAUUGAAUGUUCAGGUAUCCAUCGGAACCUGGGAACGCACUUGUCGCGGGUGCGCUCCCUGGACCUGGAUGACUGGCCGGUUGAGCUGAUCAUGGUGAUGACCGGCAUUGGGAACACCAUGGCUAACAGUGUGUGGGAGGACUCAACUCAGGGGCUGGUUAAACCCACCCAGGACAGCAGCAGAGAGGAAAAGGAGCGCUGGAUCAGAGCAAAGUACGAGCAGAAGCUGUUACUGGCUCCGCUGCCGCAGUCUGACAUUCCCCUGGGCCAGCAGCUGCUCCGAGCUGUGGUGGAAGAUGAUCUACGUCUGGUCGUCCUGCUCCUGGCUCAUGGUACAAAGGAAGAGGUGAAUGAAACGUACGGGGAUGGCGAUGGGCGGACAGCACUGCACCUCUCCUCCGCCAUGGCCAAUGUUGUCAUCACCCAGCUCCUGAUUUGGUACGGAGUGGAUGUGAAGAGUCGAGACGCACGAGGACUGACGCCGUUAGCCUAUGCUCGUCGGGCAGGAAGCCCAGAGUGCAUCGAGAUUCUCACACAGCACGGCUGUCCCAGCGAUAACUUUAUCCCAAUCCCAACUCCGAAUCUGUCACGCAGGAACACCAACGUGAAUAACAACUCACAGUCGGAGCUGUAUCGAAGUGCCAGCAUCAUCUAAUGUAGCAACACUGGUCCCAGCCCCGCUCUGUCGCAGCUGUCCCUCAGCCCCCCUCGUAUCCCACCACCGACUGCUGGAGCCCCUUCUGCCCCCGGCUGAUGCGGGCAGCGUCCUGUGCUCUCUGCUGGACUAGGGCUGCACCAACCUCUGAGUCAGAGCUGGACACGCAGGAGCGGCUGAGAAGGCAACAUGGAUGUCUGGAGGGGCUCAGUACUGUGGGCAGAAGGGUGGUUUUGGGGCACUGGGGUGGCACUGUCCCACCCACAACCUCCCCCCUCCCCCAGUAAAGGGUGCAAGUCACUGAGGAGCGUCGGGGCUCACUCACCGACACUGUAACAUGGGGGGUGUGGGGGAAGAGGCUGAGAGAGAGGUGGGGGCAAGGCUGGGUGACAUAGGGGAGAAUGACUCAGUCCAGAGAGAUAGGACACAGCUGGGGUUACCUUGGGCGUGAAGGGGUGAGUUCUGUUAGACCCUGCUACCCUCCCACUUGCAAAGUCCAGGGUUCUCCGUGAACCCACCCCAGCCCCAGAUGCCAUGCUGGAGUCUCCCUGGUACACUCCAUCCACUCAAAACGGGUCAGUAUGGUGGAAUCUAUUACCCCUCACCCCACUCACCAUCCUUCCCCCAUCGAUACCCCCCCCACCCUGAACUCCUACUAUCCUCUCCUUCCUGCUGCCUGUGUGGGGUUGGGACUCCUCCAUCAGUGACCUGAUGACCACUCUGUGGUUGGUGAGAAGAACCACACCAAGCAGGUCAGUCUAUGUUCUACCAGGGCAGGGUGAUGUUAGAGACAGUGGCUCAGAGACACUCAGGACAUCCUGCUCCUGUCCCUGUGAAAGAGCCUCUGGCACCAGUCUGCCCUGGGCUGUUUUUGUGCAGUUUGUCAGUGACACCGGCACUGCGUGCGAACAGUGACACUCACUCUGCACACUUGCUGUAGAAUCUCAGUACUCGUCCUGCACGGGCUUGUGCCCAGUGCACACCUAUGCCCACUCUCUUUGAACACCCAUUCUACAGACAUUACGCAGCCAUUUUGAAUGCUUAUUCCACACGCACGUUGCAAACUCGCCAUGCACGCUCAGUGACGUGGUGAAGCCAGUGGAGGACACAGACUUGUUUUCCUCUGCUAUGGACUGCAGGAUGAAUCAGCUGGCUGCUGCCCCUUUCUCAGCCCAAGUUCUUCACCCACGCUGCACACCCCUUGAUCAGCUUGUGUCCUCCAACUUUCUGCACCUGAGUGUGCUUAGGGGAGUGCAACGGUUAAUGAGGAGCGAGAGUGAUUGCAUGAACAAAGUUUGAAACAUUAGAAUGAAGAAUAAUUAGUCAAAUGCUUCAAUCAGGAUCAAGAUACUUUGAAUUAAUUUACAGCCCCAGAGUAGUCCCCUCCCUUAAUCUCUGGCUGUGCCUCAAUCUUCCUUGGGGUGUGAAGGGAUAUUUCCUUGUGCCCGUGGGGUUAUCUCUCCCAGGCUCAACCGUCUCACCUUGAGAGGCAGCACCUUGCCCUGUGGGCUGUACCCUGCUCUGCCCAAGGGUGUAAACUCCUGGCAUAGACACUGCCAGUGGGACAGAGCUUGGACAGACUGCCCAGAUCCAAGCAGACACCCAGCAGCUAGAUCGGGCAUUUCUCUGGGGUCUGACAUCACUGGGUACAAAUACUGGCAGAUGCAGAGGUGCCACACCCUGGAGUGAAUGUCUGGCAGUCGGCUCUAGGUACAAAUACAAAUGAAUUAUUGGUGUGGGUACAGACACUGCCUGGCCUUGGAAAAGGCCACCCAGCCACGGGGUCAGUGUGGGUACGGACGCUGUCCAGCAAUACGAUGUGGUGGUGCCAUUACAGGGAAGGAGAUCUCCUAGGUUGAUUACCCCAGCCCUAUAAUCACACUGCUGUCCAUUCACUGGCCCAUGCGGGUCAUUGUGUAGCACCUCGUUAUGUGUUCCACCUCACCCCCCCCUCCACUCGGCCCACUACUUGUGCCCAUCCUGCCACAGUGCUGGUUCAGUCGCCAAGUCCUUUGCCAAUGCUGCCCUCUUCUAGUUAUACCUCAGCUGCUGGAUAGAUUCUGGGUGUCAGGGCUCCCAGGAAAAGAGAGUCAAUGCUGUUGAAGUCAACACAGUAACCUGGGGGUCGUCUUUCUCUACCCCCUCCCCCCUUCCCCUUCCCCUUCCCAUCAUUCCUGGACCAUGGUUAAGGGUGGGCUAAUCAUAGUGAAUUGUCUGUUAACUCUCUUCUGUCUGAAUCAGUCACCGUUAACAGUUGUGGAUGAACUUGCACCCAAAUACUGUGUGUGAGCUUCUGUUAACCCUUCAAUCCUCUGGUUUUUAUUCCAAGGCAGCGUGAUAUACUGGAAUCAUCGUACAAAACACUAAAAUCUCUUACACUUUAGAAAUUAGUUUGGUAUUACCGUAUUUAAACAUCACUCACCAUAACGGUACUUGUGUAUAAUAUGUAUAUUCGAAAUAUUUAUAUUUCCGGCUGUAAAUAUUGUUUGGAUGUGCUGUGUUCAGUUUUUGCUCUAUGCUUGGACAGUUCUGACAUAUCCAUACACAGCGUAAUAAAACAGCAGCUGUGCUCAGUUCCCGGGGUGACCCCACAGCCUCUGUGUCCCUCUCUCACACACUCAAACACUUUUGUUUGGAGAUGGAAAGGGUUUCUGUCCCAGUGAAGGAGGGUUAGGCAGUGGAGCUGUUCACAGAAGGAGAGGUCAGCAGGGAGUGGAGCUUAUAGACUGAGAUCUGAUGAAAUUCCAGCCCAUUGCAAAUGAGUCGGUAAACUCUGGGGAGGAAGUGAGUGGGGCUGCCUCAUGUGCAGCAGUGAGGACUGAGGUCUGAUUAAGUGAGGCUGUACUCGGAGGACAGUGUUGAACAAGCAAUCCUAGUGGGCAGUGGCUGGUGCUCGGUGCAUGGGAGGUUAAAGGCAGGGGUCCAGUCAACUGAUACAAUACCUAUACUUUGUAUACAUCACUGCAUUUCCCAUGCAUUCAAGUGGUGGAACUCAGUCACACGGGUUCUCAAUGGGGGAAUAAAGAGCUAAACAGGAGCCUGGAUUGUG